Messenger RNA from Candidozyma haemuli, 969 nucleotides. RefSeq lists its product as uncharacterized. Bases 1 to 969 code for a protein of 322 amino acids. Lineage: Eukaryota; Fungi; Ascomycota; Pichiomycetes; Serinales; Metschnikowiaceae. The record is from RefSeq and is a predicted model, not a curated record. The transcript is spliced from 2 exons.
AUGGAAUCGCUUUCUGAGUCUUCGGCGCCACAGUCGGUCAUUUUGAACGACUACAAGUUGGCGGUUAAGUUUUUCAUGAAUAAGGACUUUGAAAAGUCCUACCAGAUCAUACUGAAGUUGCACAAUGUCGCUUAUCGGAACUUUGCCAAGGGCACAAUCCUGGAAGAGGUGUUUAUUAAGAUUGUCACGUUGUACUUGACGGAGCUUGGGCUUUUGUUGAACUCUAAGGAUGCUGCUUCGAGUUUCCAGCUAUCACGCAAGGAGAAGAAAGAGUUGAUUGGGAAGCUUAGACUGAGCAGUUACCUUGACUCGCUUCAUGAGAUUUAUGGUAGUGUCCGGAAAGUUCCAUCGGAAUUGCUCUACCAGGUAUUUCUUGUCAAUUACUCUUGCCAGCAUGAGAUCAAGCAGAACGACGAGCGCUUCUUGGUUAAGCAGUUCGACAACUUGUACUCGAUGCUUGACUUCCACGGAAAGGCUGACGAUAAGUACUUGAAACGUCUUGUGGACAUGUACAUCUUCAACGUGUUGCCAGACGCUGACGACUUCUAUAAGGCCCAGGACCUUGUGGACUCGAAUCCUCUAGUCGACACUGAGAAGGGCAGAAAGAGGAUAAAAGAGUUGAAGGAAGUGAAGAAGCAGGAGAAGAAGCUUAAGGAUAAGCAGGCCAAGGAGCGUGAAGCCCAGGAAGCACAGAGACUUGCUGACGAACAGGCCAAGAAGAAGGCUGAACAGGAAAACGCCAACUUGAAAUACAAGUCCUUGAAGCAAAUCAAAAGAGAGCAUGAAAAUAGCGAAGAGCUUGAAAGGCAGGGAAGAAGCCCACCAACUACAGGUGACGGCAAAAGCAGCAUUCAACAACUUCGUCACCGUCUCGAGUACCUAAUGCGGUUGACCCAGAGGUUCUGCGAGAAGAACUACCCUUCUCAUUGCCCAGCGUUUCAUUCGUACAAGAAGAAUCAAUGUGCUUGA